This is a messenger RNA of Coffea arabica (coffee), 2051 nucleotides long. RefSeq names its product cyclin-dependent kinase C-1-like. Gene Ontology annotation, cellular component: cyclin-dependent protein kinase holoenzyme complex; nucleus. Gene Ontology annotation, biological process: protein phosphorylation; positive regulation of transcription elongation by RNA polymerase II. NCBI's taxonomy places the organism in Eukaryota, Viridiplantae, Streptophyta, Magnoliopsida, Gentianales, Rubiaceae. Gene Ontology annotation, molecular function: RNA polymerase II CTD heptapeptide repeat kinase activity; ATP binding. The record is from RefSeq and is a predicted model, not a curated record.
UAGACACACAUGCCGGCUUCCCCAAAAUAUCAACUACUACAGUUCUCGAAUAGCUUCAGUCCCCAGCAAAAACAUCCAUGGCUUCCACCUGAAUCAUUAAUCCUAAUCCAUCUCUCUUUUCUCAUUCUCUGCAUAAAAAAUCGCCCUAAUUGGCUUGGCACUGAUAGAAUAUUUUGAUUGAAUAAAUAAGUAUAAAGCAUAAGCGCCCCUCCCAUUCAAGUAUCAGAAAGAUGGCGGCGGCGGCUCCGGGGCAGCUGAAUCUGGAGGAGUCGCCUUCAUGGGGGUCUCGUAGCGUUGAAUGCUUCGAGAAGCUUGAGCAAAUUGGUGAAGGAACUUAUGGCCAAGUAUAUAUGGCCAAAGAAAGAAAAACUGGAGAAGUUGUUGCGUUAAAGAAGAUACGCAUGGACAAUGAAAAAGAAGGGUUCCCUAUAACUGCCAUUCGUGAAAUAAAAAUUCUAAAGAAGCUGCAGCAUGAAAAUGUUAUUAAACUGAAAGAGAUUGUGACCUCUCCUGGUCGCGAGGCAGAUGAGCAAGUGAAUCAUGAAGGUAAUAGAUACAAAGGCAGCAUUUACAUGGUUUUUGAGUAUAUGGACCAUGACUUGACGGGACUUGCUGAUCGUCCUGGACUGAGAUUUACAAUUCCACAAAUCAAAUGUUAUAUGAAGCAGCUGCUUACUGGCCUUCAUUACUGUCAUCUCAAUCACGUGCUUCACAGAGAUAUCAAAGGCUCCAAUCUGCUCAUAGAUAAUAAGGGAAACCUGAAGCUAGCAGAUUUUGGGCUAGCACGAUCAUUCUCCAAUGAUCACAAUGCCAAUCUCACAAAUCGAGUAAUUACUCUCUGGUACAGACCUCCAGAGUUGCUUCUUGGAGCUACGAAGUAUGAUUCAGCAGUAGACAUGUGGUCCGUUGGCUGUAUUUUUGCUGAACUUUUGCAUGGAAAACCAAUCUUACCUGGAAAAAAUGAGCCUGAACAAUUGAACAAGAUCUUUGAACUCUGUGGCACCCCUGAUGAGAUUAAUUGGCCUGGUGUUUCCAAGAUUCCCUGGUAUAACAAGUUCAAACCAGCAAGGCCAAUGAAGAGGCGAAUUAAGGAGGUCUUUAGACAUUUUGACUCCCAUGCUUUGGAGCUACUGGAUAAGAUGCUGUGUCUUGAUCCUUCCAAGAGAAUAUCAGCACAGGAGGCACUGGUUGCUGAGUAUUUCUUUGUGGACCCGCGGCCAUGUGAUCCAAGGAGUUUGCCAAAGUAUGAAUCCUCACAUGAGUUCCAGACAAAGAAGAAAAGACAACAGCAACGACAAAAUGAAGAAAUGGCCAAAAGACAGAAGGUGCAACACCCACAUCAACAUGCUCGCCUGCCUCCUAUCCAACAAUCUGGGCAAGCAAAUCCUCAACAUUGGGCUGGACCAAAUCAUCCUAUGAAUCCAUCCCAACCGCCACUAUCAUCAGGACCCAGUCAUCAUCAGUAUGGGAAGCAGCAUGGUCCUCCGGGAGGCCCUAGUCGAUACCCUCCUGGCGGAAACCCUAGCAGUGGCUUUUAUCCAGAUCGUGGGAGCCAAGGAGGAAGUUAUGGCAGCGGUGCAUAUCCAGCCCAGGGAAGAGGACCACCGUACCCUGGAAGCAGUUUGCCUCCGGCUGCUCAACGAGGAGCUGCCAGUGGAUAUGGUGCUCCUCCUAAUUACUCCCAAAGUAAUCAGUAUGGAGGCUCUGGUGCUGGCAGACCCAAUUCCAUGGCUGGUAACCGGAACCAGCAGUAUGGUUGGCAGCAAUAGAGUUGUAGAUCAAAGUAGGAGCUAGAUAUCAGGGAGUCAGUAGAGUUGCCAGCAAAGGUAAAGAUUGCACAUGACUGCAGCCACAGGUUUCUCAUAAGAGGUAUGGCUGAUUAAGUCAAGAUCCUGUACAGUACAGAUGCUGUUUCAUUGACAGUUAAUUUUUUUUUUUUAUUGAAACUGGUUGAAGGAUUCUCUUCAUCAAUCAAAGGUACAAAAUUUUGUUGGUUAGACAUUUUGGAGUAUGAUUUUUCCUUUGGAAUAACAGAUGAAGCCCUUUUUUAA